GCCAUGAGCCACACAAUGCAUACCUCCACUUCCUACAGGCGCACCUUUGGAAGCCCACACCCAAUCAACGUGUCUUCUUACUCCCCUUCGUACUCACGUAUGCCCUUGUCCGGGGGACGCUAUAUGCGUUCGGCGUCACCUGUUGUGGCAUCCCGCUCCACCACCUACCACCAACAGCGUUCCCGCUCCAGCACCCAGCCCCCUCGCCUCUCCUAUGACAAGGUGGACUUCACCCUGGCUGAGGCUGUCAACCAGGAGUUCCUCAGCACCCGCAGCAAUGAGAAGGCCGAGCUACAGGAGCUCAACGACCGCUUUGCCAGCUUCAUCGAGAAGGUGCGCUACCUGGAGCAGCAGAAUGGUGCACUGCAGCAGGAGCUCAACCAAUUCAAAGGCCAACAGCAGCAUGGCCAGCCCAACCGUGCCUCUGAGAUCUUCCAGGAGGAGCUGAGGGAGAUGCGGCGCCAGAUGGAUGACAUUGGAAAGGAGAGGGACCAGUACCAACUGGAGAGGGAUAACCUGGCUGAAGAUUUGGGCCUGCUCAAGCAGAGGAUGGAUGAGGAAACCCAGAAGAGGGCAGAUGCUGAGAAUAACCUGGUUGCCUUCCGUAAGGAUGUGGAUGAUGCCACUUUGGCCCGCUUGGAGUUGGAAAGGAAGAUUGAGUCUCUGAUGGAUGAAAUUGAAUUCCUCAAGAAGAUCCAUGAUGAAGAAAUCCAGGAUGUACAAGUGAGUGUACAGACCCAUCAGCUGAAGAUGGAGGUGGACAGCACCGUCAGGCCAGACCUAACUGGUGCUCUGAGGGACAUCAGGGCCCAGUAUGAGACCAUUGCUGCGAAGAACAUGCAGGAAUCGGAGGACUGGUAUAAGUCCAAGUUUGCUGAUUUGACUGAGUCUGCAAAACGCAACGGUGAUGCUCUGAGGCAGGCCAAGCAGGAGGCCAACGAGUCCAGGAGGCAGAUUCAGUCUCUCAACUGUGAAGUUGAUGCACUGAAGAACACGAAUGAGGCUCUGCUGAGGCAGAUGCGUGAAAUGGAGGACCAGUUUGGAAAUGAGAUUGGCAACUACCAGGACAACGUAGGUAGACUGGAGGAUGAGAUCCGCCACCUGAAGGAGGAGAUGGCUCGCCACCUUCGAGAGUACCAGGACCUCCUCAAUGUCAAAAUGGCUCUGGACAUUGAGAUUGCCACUUAUCGUAAAUUGCUGGAGGGAGAGGAGAGCAGGAUCACUGUACCCAUCCUCAAUCUGGGCAUAACAAAUCAUCUGGGUGAGCGAGACUAUGAACACAUUCCAGACAGCGGGACCAAGAGGACCGUUGUGAUAAAGACAGUUGAGACUAGAGAUGGAGAGGUGGUGAAAGAGUCCAGGAGGGAGAAGGAGAGCGAGCCAGGACGCACUGACAAGGAUGACCAUGAGGAGUAG
Molecule: messenger RNA, 1416 nt
Organism: Scomber japonicus (chub mackerel)
Lineage: Eukaryota; Metazoa; Chordata; Actinopteri; Scombriformes; Scombridae
Gene: prph
Product: peripherin
Exons: 9
Coding region: 4-1416 (470 amino acids)
Cellular component (GO): type III intermediate filament; axon; plasma membrane
Molecular function (GO): structural molecule activity
Source: RefSeq, a predicted model, not a curated record